ACUUCAAAAUGAUCACUUCAAUUCUGAUUAGAGUCAACUCAACUCAACUCAAAUUGAUCACUUUCAUUGUUGUCAAUCUAGCUUUGCGUUUGAGGAAACUUGCAAUAACCAUACCACAUAAUCCCCGUUUUUUCAACGUCGGGAGAAGUGGAGUUGUUAAACCAGAAAACCAGUUCCAAAAACAAUGUCUUGAAUAUCUUGAAAAGUGUUCUCUUAUCCCAAUCAAAAUCUCCAAAUUGGGUUGCUCUUAAUGCGUUUCAGAGACCUCGGAGAACAGUGGUACAACCUCCAUCACCAAUCCAUCUCCAUGCCUGCAAAGUCCUUCGUCAUUAUCUUCCUUCUCCCUCUAUUCUCUGUGGUGGUGGGACAUGAAACCGUGCAAUCGGAAGAGUACCCUUUGGUUGUGAGCACGUGGCCCUUCGUUGAGGCUGUCAGAGCUGCAUGGAAGGCUGUUGAUGGUGGCUCUUCGGCUGUGGAUUCCGUGGUUGAAGGUUGCUCUACAUGUGAGGAACUAAGGUGUGAUGGAACAGUUGGUCCAGGUGGAAGUCCAGAUGAGAAUGGAGAAACUACAAUUGAUGCUCUGAUCAUGGAUGGGUUGACAAUGGAAGUAGGAGCUGUUGCAGCCAUGAGAUACGUAACUGAUGGAAUCAAGGCUGCCAAGUUAGUGAUGCGACAUACUGAACAUACUUUGCUAGUAGGAGAGAAAGCAUCAGAAUUUGCUAUUUCAAUGGGUCUUCCUGGACCUACAAACUUGAGUUCACCAGAAUCCAUGGAGAAGUGGACCAAAUGGAAAGAUGGUCGAUGUCAACCAAAUUUCAGGAAAAAUGUGUCACCUGCAAAUAGUUGUGGUCCUUAUAGUCCAACACAUUACCUGCAGCAUCCUGGUGAAACAUGCUCCAGUACCGGUCAUAUUCUGACUAGUAAUUCUGGAUUACCUCGUGUUGGUCUUCAUAGCCAUGAUACUAUAUCAAUGGCUGUUAUUGAUAGAAUGGGACACAUUGCCGUUGGCACAUCAACGAAUGGAGCAACAUUCAAGAUUCCUGGCAGGGUAGGUGAUGGUCCCAUAGCUGGAUCCUCUGCAUAUGCUGUAGAGGAAGUUGGUGCAUGUUGUGCAACUGGGGAUGGUGACAUCAUGAUGCGCUUCCUUCCUUGCUAUCAAGUUGUGGAAAGUAUGAGGUUGGGAAUGGAUCCCAAACUUGCUGCCAAAGAUGCAAUAGCACGAAUAGCGAAAAAAUUUCCAGAUUUUCUGGGAGCAGUUGUUGCCCUCAAUAAAAAGGGGGAGCAUGCUGGUGCCUGCCAUGGUUGGACAUUUAAAUACUCAGUAAGGAGCCCUGCAAUGAAAGACGUUGAAGUUUUUACCGUGCUACCCUGAGACUGAUACUAUUCAAGAAAUGAGUAUCUCCCAACAAAUGAAUUCAAAUUUUGUUGACUGAGGAGAAUUAAUAGUGCUUAAAUGUGCUCGUAUUGUAAUAUUAUUCUUGCGUCUGAUAUUUCAAUUAACAAUGAUUGAAUGAUUGCUUACAAUUUUAA
Messenger RNA from Vigna angularis (adzuki bean), 1530 nucleotides. Its product is annotated as probable isoaspartyl peptidase/L-asparaginase 3. Bases 251 to 1372 code for a protein of 373 amino acids. Gene Ontology annotation, molecular function: N4-(beta-N-acetylglucosaminyl)-L-asparaginase activity. The transcript has 8 exons. Gene Ontology annotation, biological process: protein deglycosylation. NCBI's taxonomy places the organism in Eukaryota, Viridiplantae, Streptophyta, Magnoliopsida, Fabales, Fabaceae. The record is from RefSeq and is a predicted model, not a curated record.